Candoia aspera is the source of this 1671-nucleotide messenger RNA. Its product is annotated as sialidase-3-like. The record is from RefSeq and is a predicted model, not a curated record. Gene Ontology annotation, biological process: oligosaccharide catabolic process; ganglioside catabolic process. The transcript has 3 exons. Bases 73 to 1308 code for a protein of 411 amino acids. Lineage: Eukaryota; Metazoa; Chordata; Lepidosauria; Squamata; Candoiidae. Gene Ontology annotation, cellular component: membrane; cytoplasm; intracellular membrane-bounded organelle. Gene Ontology annotation, molecular function: exo-alpha-sialidase activity.
UGGGAGUUCCGGGUUGGCGAUCCUCGCGCGGGCCCGCUGCGGUGGCCGGGAGGGGAUCCGUCGCGCGAGAAGAUGGCUGCGACUCCAGUGGGCUCUGGCAAGGUGACCCUGUUCCGCCAGGAAGGGGGUGUCACCUAUCGCAUCCCAGCUCUGCUCUACCUGCCCUCGGAGUCCACCUUCCUGGCCUUUGCAGAGGAGCGCUCCUCGCCCCGGGAUGAACACGCCAAGUUCCUGGUGAUGCGUCGCGGACAGAAAGAGGGUAGCUCUGUCAAGUGGAGUCCCCAAGAACGUCUAACUAGAGCCAUGCUGCCAAAAUAUCGCACCAUGAAUCCUUGCCCCGUCUACGAGGUGAAAGACAACACCAUUUUCUUGUUCUUCAUUUGUGUUCUGGACCACAUCACAACACGAUGUCAGAUCUUUAGGAGCAAGAACGCGGCCAGGCUGGGCUACAUCUUCAGCAAAGAUGGUGGAUGCACGUGGAGCCCCAUGACAGACUUGACGGAGCAGGUGAUUGGCGAUGACGUGAGAAACUGGGCCACUUUUGCUGUGGGACCAGGCCACGGGGUGCAACUGAGUUCUGGGCGGCUGGUCAUCCCAGCCUACGCUUGCUACAUCCACAAACGUUUCUGUGGGCACCCACUCCGCUGUUCCACCAGACCUCACUCCUUCACCUUCUACAGCGAUGACGGUGGGAGGACUUGGCUGAAGGGCCAGCUGCUCAAAACACUGCAGGCUUCAGAGUGCCAAAUUGCCGAACUGGUGGGCCAGAGUGCUAGCCCAGUGUUAUACUGCAAUGCCCGCAGUCCUGACAGAUACCGGGUUGAGGCCUUCAGCAGAGAUGGUGGGCGCCUCUUUGAAGACUCCUUCCGGUCCCAGAAGCUGCAGGAGACUUCUCAUGGCUGUCAAGGCAGUGUGGUGAGUUUCCCUGCGCUAGAGUUGGGGGCCCAGUCUCCCUUUGCCUCCUCAAAAAGCCCCAAGUCGUGGCUGAUCUUCUCCCAUCCAACCAACCAAAAGAAGCGUGUUGAUCUGGGCGUCCACCUGAACACCUGCCCGCUGGAGGAAGGCUCCUGGAACCCCCCCUGGAUCUUGAACGAGGGGCCCAGCGGCUACUCCGACCUGGCCGUGUGCGGAGGGGAAGGCCCUUCGCUCUUCUUCGGCUGCUUGUUCGAAUGCGGAGCGUCUGUGAGCUACGAAGAGAUCGCCUUCCGGCUUUUCAGUGGCGUGAAGCUCCUGAACGCUCAGGGCGGACACUCUGCAGGAAACAAUUCACCCCCUGCAGGCCGUGCCCACGCCUGUGGGACCGAUUAGCACGAGGGGAGGAUUAAACUGUAGGCUUUCCGUGAAACAUUGAUGCAAACCUUGAAUUUACCUAGAAUAUAUGGAUUCAGUGGGCGGUGUACAAUCUGGCAGCCCAAAGAUUGUACACUGCCCUUCAAGUUGCACAGGUAGCCACAGGCCCCUUGUGCAGGACGGUUGAUCCCAGGCUGAACAACGAUGCAGUGACAAUUAGAGAAGGAAGGAGAUUUCCUGGCCCUUUUUUCUCUCUCUGGGUAGUUGGUAGAGCCACAUUGGUGGCCACAUACUGUAAUAAACUGACAGCAUUGAUAAGAGAAAAUACCAUAACUGGAUUUGUUUCUCUUUGGAAGCUGCUUUUGGACUAUUUGCCUGUAA